Molecule: messenger RNA, 7639 nt
Organism: Micropterus dolomieu (smallmouth bass)
Lineage: Eukaryota; Metazoa; Chordata; Actinopteri; Centrarchiformes; Centrarchidae
Gene: pex5la
Product: peroxisomal biogenesis factor 5-like a
Exons: 15
Coding region: 97-1965 (622 amino acids)
Biological process (GO): protein import into peroxisome matrix, docking
Cellular component (GO): peroxisomal membrane; cytosol
Molecular function (GO): protein binding
Source: RefSeq, a predicted model, not a curated record
AUGUCAAUACUUCCAGUCUGACUCUCUGCUUCACAAGUCUGGAAGAAGUCUAAAGAGCCAGUGACGGAGAGAUCCGCGACUGACUGUGUGCUCAAUAUGUACCAGGGGCAUUUACAGGGGAAAGACUCUAGGGCUGCAGAUAAGACUGUUGCCAUGGUCCUGAAGGAGAUACCAAGUAAGGCGUCAUCAGAAGGGAAGCCCCUCCUCACAGUGACUACCAAGCUGGUGAGUGAGCAACAAGAGAGCCGUCCGCUUCUAAGCCCUUCCAUUGACGAUUUCCUCUGCGAGACCAAAUGUGAUGGGGUUUCACGCCCAGUGACCUCCAACACAGCUGUUCUGUCUUCGACACUGGACCUGCUGGAUCUCAGUGAACCUGGCGACAGGAGGAACAGCAAGGACAGGAAGAGUCCCCUGCUGUCCCGGGGCAACGUCCAGAAGAACAACCCACACAGGAAGAAGACGGAUGAGACGGAGUUGAUCCAGGUGGAAGUAGAACAGACAACACCGAGCAUGAGAAGCCCAGAGAGAGCAUCACUGGACUCAGUUAACAUUGGUUCACCAUUGGAUAAAUGGGAAGAGCUGAACCCCAACUCUGAGAGGAAUGGCAACAGAAAAUGGAAAAUGGAGAGACGGCGAUCUUCUAAAAAUUCAUCCAAUGAGUUUCUGUGGUCCAUAGACUGUAAAACCCAAUUGGAGUCAUCAAAUAAGAACUCCUUGGAAGCAAAUACCAAAGUCGAGCCAGAGUCGGCCCUGGCAUCUCAACUCAACAGGCAGUAUAUUAGUGGAAGACAUGCUCGCCUAAACAAGGAGCAGCGGUGGGGCAGCGCCCUCCUGUCCAGACAUCAGUCCCUGGAGGAGGAGUUUGAGCGGGCCAAGGCUGCUGUUGAGUCAGAUACCGAGUUCUGGGAUAAGAUGCAGGCAGAGUGGGAAGAACUCGCUCGGCGGAACUGGCUGACGGAAAACGAGCAGGCGCAGAUUCCCUCCAGUGUCUCUCCACAUGAGAAGGGUUACUACUUCCACACAGAUAAUCCUUAUAAGGACUUUCCUAACACAUUUGAAGAAGGACUAAAGAAGUCUCGAGAGGGAGACUUGCAAAACGCUGUGCUUUUGCUGGAAGCAGCUGUCUUGCAGGACCCUAAUGAUUCAGAGGCUUGGCAAGUGCUGGGGACCACCCAGGCUGAAAAUGAGAAUGAGCAGUCCGCGAUCGUCUCCCUCCAGAGGUGUUUGGAGCUCCACCCAAACAACCUCCCAGCCCUCAUGGCUCUGGCAGUGAGCCUGACCAACACUGGUAUGCGCCAUGAUGCCUGCGAGGCCCUGCUCCGCUGGCUGCGGCACAAUCCAAAGUACAAGCACCUGCUGAAAGGCAAGACCCACCUGAUGGGAUCCCCAAACUCCCAGCGCAGGAUGUCUCAUGCUCUCAACAUGGGCAGACACGAAAGCUCCCUGCAACCCGAGGUAAAGGAGCUCUUCCUGGAAGCAGUUCAGCAUAACACUGACGGCAUCGACCCAGAUUUGCAGACGGGCCUCGGGGUGCUCUACAACAUCAGCGGAGAGUUCAACAAAGCAGUGGAGGCCUUCAAUACGGCCCUGUCAGUGCGGCCCGAAGACUACUUGUUGUGGAACCGCCUGGGGGCCACGCUAGCGAACGGGGACCGAAGUGAGGAGGCAGUGGAGGCUUACACACGAGCACUAGAGCUGCAGCCAGGGUUUAUCAGAUCCCGCUACAACCUAGGCAUCAGCUGUAUUAACCUAGGUUCACACAGAGAGGCGGCCAGGAACUUCCUGACUGCAUUAAGCCUUCAGAGGAAAAGCCGGAGUCGCCAGCAGUCCCACCAGGUGAUGUCUGGAAACAUCUGGGCUGCUCUGAGGAUAGCUUUAUCUAUGAUGGACCAGCCCGAACUCUUCCAGGCUGCAAAUAUUGGUGACCUGGAUCUUCUCAUGCGGGCCUUCAACCUAGACAUUUGAGGAAUGGGAGGUAGUGACAAUAGCGUCUCCCCUUUCACUUACUCUUACUCGAUUUCUACCCAACAGCCAAAAGCCCAAAGUGCACACAUCAGAAUGGAUUGGAUCUGAUGUUAGAGACAAUAGUGUAGUUUUUAUGCACGUCAAAAUGAACUACAGUUGCCAGAGUUGUUAUAUUUUUCGCCCAAGUACGUUGGAGUGAGGACAGGUUCUUCCAAGUGCUUGAACUGACUGCUUUGUGAUGGAUUUGCACUGCAAUUUGUGAUUUCCCUGAAGAGCACAAGGACGGGCAAAGAUUGUAUGAACAAUGCCUUAGAGAACACAUCAAUUAAAAACUGACUCAUCCAGUGGAACAGAGCUGAGCCAGGACAGAGAGACGGGCAGACAGACAGUUUGAGAUUCUCACAGAGGAACCCUCACAUGCUGUUUGCAGAGAAAAGAUGAGGUCUUGAGGAAAAAAAAAGGUUUCAUUAUCCAAUUACUUUCAAAGACACAAACUCGUCUCACACUCCUGAAGGAUGGAUUUAGCGAGCAAAUCAUAAAGACUGCACCAUAUGACCUGGAACUACAAAUUCUGUUCCUGGCUUGUUUUCAUCAUCUUUCACUGGAGAAUGAUACUGCAUGCAUAAGCAUUUUCAUAAAUGGAUUCUUGUUUAAAAUUAACAUACUUUUAAAAGUUUUCCCUUUGCACUUCAGACAAACAGAUAACUUCCUCAACCCAAGUGGAAUGCGCAAGCCAAGUUGUAAAGCCUUACUCAAAUGCAUGCGAACAACAACAUUUAUUUAUACUAUUUUUAUGGCAACUCAACAACACUAAGCCAUUUCCAGACUGGUUUUGAUUCCUUUAAAUAACUGCCGUCUUCUGAACUUGAAAGCUUUCUGAGCCGUUUUGUUGGGUUUAUUUUUUUUUGGUAUUGGCUCCUAGCUUCUCUUUGUUCCCUUUAUGCUGACUAGCUGGAGAAAUACACAGAAAAGCUGGGCAACGCGGAUCUGUAAAACUUUCAUUAGUGUAGAAACUUCAAGUUUCUCAUGUGAAAAAAGCUUUUACAGGUCUAAAAAUAUCUCUUUAAUCUUUACCUUGUGGGCUGGCUUUAGAAACGUGUUCCUGACUGUAUAAAUUUCAGUACAGUAUAAUAACAUUACAGGUAAAAGAUGUGUAGCUGCAAGCCAAGACCUAAGAGAGCUUGGGGUAUUUCCAAACGCAGCCAUUUGUGUCUUUGCUGCGACUCCACAGUCAGCGAAGCUCAUACAUUUAAUUAGUUCAGUUUGCCUCACCAAUCAUGCAUGAUUUAUAUAUUUAUGUAAGCUAAGGCAGAACGCCGCACAUAUUUGAGAAGCUAUUUGCUUUACCACCUGCACACUCAUAUCAACAUUUAAUUACUGUGCAUCCACAAAACACAUGAUUGUAAGGGGCCAGAUAUUCCACAUAAUAAUUCUGCACCCGUCAGAAGCCAAGCUUUUUCUUAAAACAGCUUCACUUGCAUCACUGUUGCUAGUUUGAAAGUCACUCUGUGAAGUGAACAUCACGUUCCUCAUCGUGCAACAGAGUAAAUGAUAGAUAAUCUGCUGUACUGUAUCACUCAGCACCUUGAUGUUUAGCAGGUGUGUCCACAUUCUGGGUGUGCUGUCGAAAGUACACUUUUUAUUCUUAGAUCCUAUGCAAAAGGUCAUGUUUUAUGUUGCCAAUCAGUUUGUCCCUGUCUGCCUCAAUGGACGAAAAAAGGAAGUGGUGAUUCUGUACUUUGAAAGAAUGCUAUCAGGGGAAAGCAGAGACCAGUACGAGAGCCAUUCAUCUUCCCAACUGCACAGCUUUGACAUCAUGGUAUGUAUAAGAAGUGCUUCUUUAGGAAACUGGGGGAAAACAAAAUCAAGUGUUCCUGUUCAAGAGAGAAACAUGACAUGUCAAUGAUUCUGAAAAAUACAGACACCAUCCACCUAAAAUGUAGCCUUCAAUGUUAUAACCCUGUUGUAUAGUGAUGUGUCUUUGACCUCAGUUGCACCCCCCAAAUUCACUGUCAGCUUUGCUAUCAGAACUCUCAUUUUUAAGCACAUAACUAGUAAACUGUUGUCAAAGCAAAGACAUUAAUAUGUUAACCAUUCGUGGUACUUUCAAUAUAUUGAGUAAGAUGAUACUUCAGGCUGAAACAGAUGAGUAGCUACUGCAGUCAGAUACAUUAAAAAAAUGUUGGCAGAGAGUCUCUGUGGCCAACCAUGAUGUAUAAUAGAUCAAGGAGGCAGAGGAACCCAGUGAGACAGAGCACAUAUGUGCCUGCUACUAACAAUCUGCAUCGGAGGGGUGCUGACAGUGGACUCCAUAAUGGCAAAGGCAAUGAGGCCAAAGCAGAGGUGGAUGUGAAAAUGUAUUCACUAUGAGAGACUUUGUUACGAUAAAAACAAAAAAAUUGUCAGCGUAGCUUUUUUUUACUGAAAUAGUGUGGGUGAUAUCCAGUAGUCCAUCAGUACUAUCCUGCUAAAUAUUAAAUUAUCAUUAAAUUAGUAAAUAAAUUAUUUUCAGCUCUGCUGGUAGCACGGCUUUGUAGAUCAAAAUGUUGGUCUGUCAGUCCACCAUUUUGGUUCAGACCUUCAGACUGGAAUAUCUCAGCAAAUGUUGGAUGAAUUGCUAUCAAAUUUGGUACAGAUGUUCGUGUUCCCCAGAAUGAACCCUACUUACUUUGGUGAUCUUAAGACUUUUGCUCUAGCGCCACCAUGAUGUUGACCUUGUCUCUUUUUUAGUAAAACUUGGAUGGAUUGCAAUUAAAUGUGGUAGAGACAUUCUUGCCCCACUCAGGAUGAAUUGUAAUAACUUUGGUGAUCCCCUGACUUUUUAUCUUGUGCCGCAAUCAGGUCUUUUAAAUCAAAAUGUGUCCAAUACUUGGGUUUCUAACUGAAUACAUUUCUAAUUAAUUACUUUGUCAUCAGCCUCAGCUAGACUGCUUUGUGUUGAUUAGCAAAUGUUGCCAUGCUAGCAUUCCCAAAAGUAAGAUGGUGACAAUGACAUACUGUACAUUAUACCUGCUAAACAUCAGCAUGUUAGCAUUGUCGUUGUGAGCAUCACUAAGCUUAACCUCACAUAGCUGCAGACUCUUAGUCGCGAUUGCAUCUAUGUUACAACUGCACAGCUGUAUCAGCCAAGUGUUUGUUUCUGUUAACAUCCACCUCAGUCACUUACAGUGUAUGUGCUAACACUGCCAGCUAGCACACUUGGCCAGCAUGUUGAGCACUGUCUCCCAUGGAUAUUUUAUUUGUAUCAGAUCAGUCUCAGCAUGUCCAAGAUAAGCUUUCAUCCACUUUUUUUUCCAAAACCCAUAAACCCACCUAUUAGUCAAAGUUCCCUGAGAGAUUGUUGAAAGACAUUAUUCUUCAGGCCAGUAUCCCUCCAUUUUUAAAUAUGAACACAUAAUCCGUCCAUGUCCUCCCACCUGUCUUUUCUGAACUGUAGAAACUCAAAUCAUGUCUGUGAAAUUGUGAUUUCCAAAUCAACACUAGCUUUCUCAUGAUGUUCUAGGCCUUUGCUUUUUGCAUUUCAAGAUACUUUAGUAAUAAAAAAACAUAUUUUUUUAAAGAGACAUUAAAUCUAAACUACUGUGUACAUCAUACUGCAGUACACUGAGAUAGGAUGCCUGGUGACAGUUUUCUUUGUGUAGAACCUACCUACUACUGUACCUUCUCAGGUGAACUGAACUAGCUUAACGCAUGCUCCUGAGGAACAGAUCGAGGUUGAUCGCAUGCUAGAUCCUCUACAUUUUAUUUUUUUGAAUGCUAUUUUUAUUUGUAUGCAUGAAAUACAUGGAAGCUCUCUUUCUCUCCCACUAACUUAUAAAAAUGAAAUAUAUCAUGAAGUUUACUUGCAAUAUUUCUACAAUGCACUUUUAAAAGCUGUAACCUUGACAAAAAGUGAUGUAUAUAUUCAGUAUAUUCUACACAAGAUGCUUUUUCUUUUCAUAGAACUAGCGAGUGUGCAAGGCUCAAGCAGAGAAAUGAGACCCUUGAGCUUGAAUACUGGCCCAUUGCUACAACUGGCUAAUAGGUUAUAUUCUGUAGAAAUGUUGUAAUUAUGACUUCUGCAAAUGAUAAAUGUACUGUUAACACUUUCAAUAACCCCAGCCUAUAAAGUUAUGUGUUGUUACCAAAAGCUUUUUAGUGUUGAAACUUGAUCAUGCUUAAAUUGUUAUGCACACAUUCAUAAAGAUACUGUGAACUAUUAAUAGUUAUUUAAUGUUAUAAUGUUAUAUACUGUAAAGCAUCAUAGCUUCAUUAGUUCUGGUUACAUAUGUAAUGAGAAAAAUCAAGAUCAGGUAAAAAACAUAUAAAUCAAUGAUAAUACAUUCAUUACCAAUUUUACACAGCUUUAAUCAAAAUUAUUUAUAUAUGGAGACCCAAGGUGUAAAGACUCAUCUUAAUAUUAUGGGUAACAGAGUGUAUUGCAAGGCAUUUUAGCCAGUUAUGUGAUUGGCUGUCUGACCAAAGCUUCAGCCAAUUACAUUAACUGUCUCUGACCUGUUUGCCUGGAUUGAUGAAGCCUUUAUGGUGAAAUGUUAUGAAAAACAUAUUAGUGAAAGUGCCGUGAAAUAGAAACAGACUUUAGAAAAAGGAAAUUUUGAAAUAAUGAAACUGCUAUAAUGAAAAAAAAACAUCUGCAAUAAACUAAAGAUUGCAGAAAGUUGCAAAAAAACAGAAUGAAAUAAAACUUGAAUGAAAUGAACACAGAAUGAAAUUUCAGUCGUUCAUGGUUAUGUUAAUGUAUUUGGUUUGUAUUUAUUCAUAGUAUGAUUUACUUCAUAUUAUCAUAUUUCAAAGUUUCAGCAGGGUUCAGCUAGUUAAAUUAAACAUUACAUAUGUAACAAAUGUAAUUUAAUACCUGUUUCAUGAUCAUUUCAAGUACGGAAGUAUGAUGGAAAACCAGUAUGGCCUAGAAUAAUUAUAUCACAUUUUUGCAGUACUUCACUGCAGUAUAUAACAAUAAUUUUGAAAAACUAUUAAUUUAUUUACAUUAAUUACUUUGUUUUUGUUAAAAAUGACACUUGCCCAUUCUGAGACAAUGAGCUUCCCUGUUACAGUAGCUAGCAAUAAUCAGUGUCUACAGGUGUUAUCACACCUCUUCUUCAUCUGUCGCAACAAUCCCACUUAGUUUAUAGGUAUUAUAGCUACAGUAGGCAAGAUGAAACAUUCAAGACCUUUAAAUACCGUCUAAGGCCUUUUCUUUCCUGAGGAAACCAAGUUAAUGUUCUUUUUUAAGAAUUUUCCAGACGUACAGAUACCCUGUAUUUAUGCCUUAAAUUUUGAACACACAUAUAAAUAUAAAGCAUUUAUUACUUUGUGAACGUGGUAAUAAUUCUUCUGGCAUUAAAAAUCAAGUUCUCACAUACUACAAAAGCAUUUAAAAAAUGUUAUUUACAGCAUCAUUGGUUGGGGUUCAUAAAGGUUAUCAGUACAUCUAUGCAUUGUCUUCACUCCUUGAAUUCCACAUGUGUACAAAGUUUGUUCUGGUUUAUUUAUUGAUGCAUCAGACAUGUAUGAAUAAAAUGAUAUUUUGAUGAAUGAACUUAGAAAUUAUAUACUUUAUAUACAUUAAUUCAUUUAUUGAAACUCCUACUAUAAUGCAUAUUACUCUCCCUGUAUAAUCACAAGGAAAGCAUUAGCACCUUUGAAACGUACAAUAUCAAAGUAAUCUUUUAAA